Messenger RNA from Vitis riparia (riverbank grape), 2836 nucleotides. Its product is annotated as GEM-like protein 4. Bases 1986 to 2603 code for a protein of 205 amino acids. The record is from RefSeq and is a predicted model, not a curated record. NCBI's taxonomy places the organism in Eukaryota, Viridiplantae, Streptophyta, Magnoliopsida, Vitales, Vitaceae. The transcript has 4 exons.
AGGUCUGACAUGUAGUUUAUGCAUUUCAUUUCCUCUGUUUGGUUAACAGGAACAUGGUGGAAAUGCAAAGAAAAUUUUGAAAAUCACAAGAUCAAUAACUAAACUUGGUUUACAUUUUGCCAACUGCAGUGAGAAUAGGUUGUAAGAUCUCCGAAACUGUGAAGGGGAAGUUGACCAUGGGGGCUCGAAUUCUUCACCUAGAAGGGUUGAAGAGAGUUUUCAAGCACAUUUUUGUGUUGAGAGCCUCCCAAUUCAACAUUUAUGUAAAUUUUUUUUUUUUUUUUUUUUUUCUUCAGGUCUCAAUCCCAGUGAGAGAGAUAAAGAGAGUAGACCAAAGUGAGAACAUGAAAAAGCCAUCUCAGAACUACAUGGAUAAUUUUUAGUUCUUGUUUAUAGGGUUCUUGAAUUAUCAGAAAGCUUUCAACCGUCUUCAACAGGCACUGUCUCAAUCUUGAAUGAGUUACAUAUCAACCCAGAAAUUAUUCAAGGAGACAUGUUUUUCCCCUCUGCUUCAUCAAAUGCAUUAACAUUAAGCAAAAACAAAGCUUCUGGACAACCAAAACCCGUGUAAACUUUUUUCCUUUUGUUAAUGAGAAAUUGAUCUCCAAUUCUUCUUUGGCAAUGAGCGUGUCUGGCUUUUGGAUUAUAUUAUAUACCCUUAUACUGCCUGAAAAUUGGCAAAUCACAUUAUCAUUUUUGUCGUAUCAAUCCCUUCAUUCAAUGGACUUGAAUGGUAUAUGCUGAUGCAUAUGUUUUCGCUGCAUAUUUAAUUGACAAACCUUGGUGAUGGCUGUUAUAAUGUGUCCAUGACAGUCGUUUUAUGUUGCUGGGUCCCCAAACUGUGGGCUAUUUUAUCCAUCCUCGUCAAAAAGCGAAAAAUCUAGAGUUGAGUCCUAGUUUGGCAUGUGGGAAAAAUGGCUGAAUUGGCAGUGACGUAGCAGAUAUCAUUCUCAGAAAUCCUGUGAGGGCCUUUGGAUUUCUUAACUCAUUUAGUCGAUGUUUUUGUGCCGAGAAAAGCCAUUUGGAAAGGGGUGAAGCAAACUUGAAUCAUCUAGAUGGCCUACGCCGCCUACCACCCAUCCCUUACACAUCACCAUGAAGAUGAGAGAUGCCAAAAGGGUUUUUCAUUCCAGAGCACAUGGACACUUGGUCGGUACUUUGACUUGUUGGCCAUUUCAGUCCUUUUCAAAUGGCCACUUCCUUCUCCACAAUGGCCUAUCUUUUUCUGCAAAAGGUCUGGCUAUAUCCAUGGUCAUGGUGAAAUCCACCAAGUCAUGAACUCCCCACUUCCUCAAGUGGUAAAACACCAUAGGAGUUAGAACACGGAGCUCGGUUGGAUAGUUCCUGGCAACUUCUGCUAUAAAUCCAGGGAAUGUGAUACUCUCGUUCAACUUCCAACCGUUUAGGACAAAGUGGUUGUUGGGAUUGGUGGUUGGAUAUAAUCUCCAAAGGAUGACAUAUAAUCCUUUAAAUAUUGAGAGAUCUUCACUAUAUCUGUUCUUUAAGAUUGUCAUUUGGCUGAUGCAGUAAUCCAUCUGUAAUGCAAAUGCCUUUUUGCUUCUUUUUUUUUUCCUAAUAUCAAAAGAGAAGUCUUCAUAAAGCUUAAAUGACAGCUCAAAAAGCUUCAAUGACACAUUCAUACAGUCAGCAUAUUCAACUUCCAUGUAGAUAUCUUAAAUAAUAUGACCAAACAACCUUCUUUUAACCCAAUACAACCUUCUUGGAUAUUGUCCCAAAAGAACAACUGGUUCUUUUUACUAUAGCCUUUAGAAAUGUGAAAAAAUUUCUUUAAGGUUAUCGUCUGUGCCUUUCUUUUUGUUACUGAUCCAUGAAUGACUUAUCCAACUAAAGUUAAAGGUUCACCUACCCUGUUCUUCCCUUUAAAUACACUGGCAUUCUUCAAGGUUUGAUCAACCUCUGAGAGUACUGCUUCUUCAAUCUCUGAAAGGAGAAAGCAUUGUGGAGCACUAGCUGCAGUUUGAGAUAUGAAGAACCAGCUUGCACGACAGAUCAAUGGUAUCCCAGUUAGCUGCCAAAAUCAGAAUCCCUCUUCUUCAAAUACAUCUCUGGCAUUAACUCAUAGUAAGGUGGACAGAAAGAAGAAUAUGAUGAUCAGAUAUGAGAAAAAGGCCAAUAAUUUUGUACAUGGAAUCAGAGAACAUGUGAGAUUAGGACCUAAGAUCUCUGAAACAGUGAAGGGGAAGUUGAGCUUGGGGGCUAGAAUUCUUCAACUAGGGGGAGUGAAGAGAGUUUUCAAGCAAAUUUUUGGUGUUGGAGAAGGAGAGAAGCUAUUGAAGGCUUCUCAAUGCUAUUUAUCAACAACAGCAGGCCCUACAGCUGGCCUCCUCUUUAUCUCUACUCAAAGGGUUGCCUUCUGCAGUGAGAGACCAAUCAAAUUCUCUUCAAAUGGUGAAUUGGUUAGAUUCCAUUACAAGGUCUCAAUCCUACUGAGAAAGGUAAAGAGAGUAGACCCAAGUGAGAAUGUGAAAAACCCAUCUCAGAAGUACAUGAAAAUAGUCACUGUGGAUAAUUUUGACUUCUGGUUUAUGGGGUUCUUGAAUUACCAGAAAUCUUUCAACUGUCUCCAACAGGCACUAUCUUAAUCUUGAAUGAGUUACAAGAUUCAAGCAGAAAUGGUUUUCCUCUGCUUCAUUAGAUGUAUUUACAUGAAGCAAAAACAAAGCUUCUACACGGCCCAAAACUCUGUAUAAAGUAUUUGUCAAUGAAAAAUUGAUCUCCGAUUUUUCAACUAUUGUUAUAUAGAAUGAGCUCCACCGAAGUGAUUGAUGUUUUAUAAGUUUUAUGCAUGCAUUCUUACACUUGGGGUUUAUCUCAA